Molecule: messenger RNA, 500 nt
Organism: Ectocarpus siliculosus
Lineage: Eukaryota; Phaeophyceae; Ectocarpales; Ectocarpaceae
Source: the annotation of a GenBank genome assembly
AUGUCCGAGAAAGGCUCGCGGUGGCUCCAGGGCUGCUACGUAAAUAUCGACGACGCCACGAGCCGCUUGUGCAGCCUCCACGUCAGCCGGCGCUCCUCCUCCCCCUCCUCUUCAUCUCCCGAAUCCGGAACCGAUGAUGGUUCCGCCGCUCCGAACUACCUCACGAGGGUCGGGAACGGGUCACUCCCCGUCUCCUGGUAAAAAUAUCACGGUAUUACCCGGGACACCGGCCUUCUCCCAUGGCAUAAUUUUCCCUCCUUACUUUUUUUGUGACGCGGGAAAAGUGUGGUUCGAUGGUGGUUAUUUUCGCGUUUUUUUGUGUUUCUACCCCCACACGCCUUCUUCCCGCUCGUCUGCCGGAAUGGCUGGUACCGUGAGGAAUUUUCCUGGAAUCGUCUUUUCUUUCUGUCUUUCUGUGACUGCUUUUUGUGUUACAUAGCAGCAGUGUGUGUGCACGUUUUUUUUUUUUUUUUUGUCGGCACGGCAGUGCGUUUUUGUUU